This is a messenger RNA of Cottoperca gobio, 1607 nucleotides long. RefSeq names its product methyltransferase 6, methylcytidine (gene mettl6). The record is from RefSeq and is a predicted model, not a curated record. Lineage: Eukaryota; Metazoa; Chordata; Actinopteri; Perciformes; Bovichtidae. The coding region runs from base 277 to 1194 and encodes 305 amino acids. The transcript has 5 exons.
UUAAUUUAGUGCAUAACUAGCGGAACUCACGGAAAGGACUCAAAUUGAAAAUGCUACACGGAAGAAUUUAAACAACGGACAAGAUGGACGUCAAAUGUGGGAAAAAUGCAACUAGCUGCAGGAUUUUAAGUUAAUUUGAGCGUUAUUUGUGUAAAAAAAAAAAAAAAAAAAGUUGUAAACCUUGUAAGACAUGUUUGCUUUACCAUAAAUUAACGAUUAUAUACGUUACUGAGAGAAACUGGGAGGCAAACCAAACCGAGGCUUUCUAAAAGCAUCAUGGCACUGUCGAAAAGUGAAAGUUUCCAAUGUGAUAUUAAAACAACACUUCCAGAAGAAGUUAGGGCUAAAGACGAAACUUCUACAUGUGUCCCCGCUGGGCAGACAAAAGCCUCCACCGCCAGAGUUUUAACCCAGGAGGAACUGGACAGACUCAGCGGGGAGCCUGCUCUGGUGUCCGACUUUAAACUGAUGAAGUUGGAGAAAGAAGCUCAGAAAAACUGGGACUUGUUUUACAAAAGAAACACAACGAAUUUCUUCAAAGACAGACACUGGACCACCAGAGAAUUUGAAGAGCUCAAAGCAUGCAGAGAGUUUGAGUCUCAGAGGCUUGUGCUGCUGGAGGCCGGCUGCGGUGUAGGAAACUGCCUCUUCCCUCUGCUGCAGGACGACCUCAACAUCUUUGUUUAUGCCUGUGACUUCUCACCGCGAGCUGUUCAAUUUGUCAAGCUAAACCCUCUGUACUGCCCUGAGCGCUGCUCUGCCUUCCAGUGUGACUUAACCAAAGAUGAUCUGAGGGAGAACGUGCCCGAGGGCAGCGUGGACGUCGUCACGCUCAUCUUCGUCCUGUCCGCCAUCCACCCCGACAAGAUGAAGCUGGCCUUGCAGAACCUCAGCAGGGUGCUGAAGCCCGGAGGCAUCGUCCUGUUCAGGGACUACGGUCUGUACGACCACGCCAUGCUCCGGUUCAAAGCCGGCAGCAAGCUUGGGGAGAACUUCUACGUCCGGCAAGACGGAACCAGAUCCUUCUUCUUCUCUAAAGAGUUCCUGGCUGAGCUGUUUGUGGACACCGGCCUCCAGCCUGUUUCUAAUGACUACGUCCUGAGAGAGACGGUCAACAAGAAGGAGGGACUUUGUGUCCCCAGAGUGUUCCUGCAGAGCAAAUUCACCAAGCCCAUCCAAUCACAGAGCUCCUGAUGCUCCUCAGUGGUUUCAUGUUCCCUGCUGGACAUGGUGGUCUAAACAUUAGUGAAGGCGACAUGUUGCCUCCACGCUGCAGUUUUUGAAUCCUUCAGACCUUCAUGUUGCCUCUUCUCACAAAUCCACUGCUGUCUGUUGUUCCUUCAGCAAAAGAUGAAGAGACUCUUGCCAGUGGAAAUAUGUGAACACGUAGCACUAAAAUGCCAACAGGAGCGGGACUGUUCAGCAAAGCUCUCCGCUGGAUGAACACUAAGACUCUGUGUCGUAGCGUUUGAUCAGCGUGUAGCUUCAGCAGGAGGAAUUCUCUUUGCCUGCAGUGUAACUGUCUCCCCUCAGUAUUUUCCAAGUGAUUAGAUCAUCCGCUGGUCCUCUUCCCUGACAAACUUAAAAAUAAAAACAGAAAUCACGAA